ACUACGUCAUUAAGCAGGAAGUGAAGGUCAGAGAAAGCAUGGCGACGCGCAGUGUGUUGCAGUCCGUAAGGACAGCACUGAGAUCUUUUCAGAGCGAUUUCAUCCAAAAGGGUUUAUUUCAAAGGAUAGCAGUUUUGGGAAAUGCUCAAACACGUGGACUCAGACACGUGGUGGAGCAGAAAGAGGGCAAAACAACAAUUAUAGAGGGUGUUAUAGAGCCUACAUCUGAGGUACCACAGCCCCCAAAUCCCACUGCUAAAUGUCCCAUUUAUAGAUGGAACCUGCAAAACAAGUACAACUAUACAGAUGUGCUGCUGCUCAGCCAGUUCAUUCGUUCAGAUGGUGGGAUGCUGCCGAGGCGCAUUACGGGUCUCUGUGCUCAUGAACACACCAAGAUUGCAAUAUGUGUCCAGAUGGCCCACCGUGCAGGUCUUCUACCAGAUCAUAGACCUCGCUUGCCCGAAGGCCACGUUCCAAAACCCAAGCCCAACCCACCUCUUAACCGGUAUCUGACACGUUACUCUGUGAAGUCUGUAAACCCCAUCUACAAAAAAGGGCUGAAGUGGUGCAAGAAAAGAAUGCCUGUAGGACAUCCUGCUUUAAAAAACAACAUCAGAUACGGUCCGAAGCCACUUUACAUAAGGCAUUAA
Misgurnus anguillicaudatus (oriental weatherfish) is the source of this 650-nucleotide messenger RNA. RefSeq names its product mitochondrial ribosomal protein S18A (gene mrps18a). Gene Ontology annotation, cellular component: ribosome; mitochondrial small ribosomal subunit. The record is from RefSeq and is a predicted model, not a curated record. Lineage: Eukaryota; Metazoa; Chordata; Actinopteri; Cypriniformes; Cobitidae. Gene Ontology annotation, molecular function: small ribosomal subunit rRNA binding; structural constituent of ribosome. Gene Ontology annotation, biological process: mitochondrial translation.